UAUCAUUGUACGAGUACCUACAGCAUAUUCUAAUACCAGUGAAUAGUUCGAACUUUACCUCUGUGAAAUUGGGUACAGUUUAGUGCAAGUAACAAAACAGUUAUUCUACUAUUUAAGUUUAACGCCUCUUGACAUAAAUAGUGAUUUUAUGGAUAAUCUCUUUACUUUUGUGAACUGAUUCUCUUAAUUCAUCUUUCUGCAAUAGAUCAAUUCAAACAAUUCCUACAUUGAUAUAUCAUCUAAAAUGAAGAUUUUGUUAUUUCUGUUUCUCGUAAACUGGAAUUUCUUGAUUCAAACACUUGUUGUAUCAGCAACUUUCGAAACUGUUCCUCCGAACUGUACGCUUACUGGCAAUUCAUUGGCUAAUUUAACUUCAAUAACAUCUAACUGCCAAGAAAUACUUAUAAGAAACUUUGAAGUUCCUUCAGGAAAAAACAUACAGCUAAACGUGCAGGAUGGUGCAACUGUAUUUUUUGCAGAUAAAGUGACCUUUGGAUAUGGAGAAUGGGAGGGGUACCUUAUUACAAUAAGAGGUAAUAACCUAAAAAUCAUCGGUGUUCCUGGAAAUUUGUUUGACUGCAACGGAUCUCGAUGGUGGGAUGGCCUUGGUGGCAAUGGAGGAAAAGCAAAACCAAAAUUUCUUAGAUUGACUGGUGUCACUAAUUCAAUAGUAAAUGGAUUAAACAUAAAGAAUACUCCAAAACAUUGUUUGGCUAUUAAAAGCUGUAAAAAUGUAACUAUAAGUAAUGUUACCAUUGACGACAGGGAAGGGGAUUUUAAUGGUGGCCAUAACACUGACGCUUUUGGUAUUUCCGAAUCAGAUGAAAUUACAAUAACAAACUGUGUCGUCUAUAAUCAAGACGAUUGUUUAGCUCUAACAUCUGGAACUAAUACCGUAUUUAAACACAAUUACUGUUCCGGUGGUCACGGUAUAUCAAUUGGAUCAAUUGGAAACCACAGGGUAAAUGAAGUGGACAACUUUUAUGUCAAAAACUGUACCGUUGUCAAUUCAGCAAAUGGAAUUCGAAUUAAAACGAAUUUCAACACUACUGGUGUAAUAAAAAACGUUACUUAUGAAGAUGUAACUGUUGGGAAUAUAACGAAUUAUGGAGUUGUCAUUCGUGGAGAUUACUUGAACGGUGGAGCUACAGGUACUCCAACCCCUGGAUUUAAAAUAUCUAACAUUACUCUCAGAAAUGUUCAUGGUACAGUUCAACCGACUGCAGGAAACGUUCUAAUUAUUUUGUCAGAAGGAGUAGCAUCUAAUUGGACAUUUGAAGACGUUAAUAUUGUUGGAGGACUCAAAAAAGUAAACUGUACUGGUAUUCCUGAAGACUCUGGAUUUUCCUGUAAUAACCCUAGUGUUUUAACAAUAUAAAUACUUGUUGUUCGUUUAGUUAUAUGGCAAGUCUAAAUUUAGUUAUAUUUAUAACUCAGUAAGUAAACUAUUUCUAUCAUUUAACAAUAAACAGAAAAAAAUAAGAACUAAAGAAAUAAAAGAAAUAAAAGUCGUAUUACAUGAAA
Messenger RNA from Agrilus planipennis (emerald ash borer), 1524 nucleotides. Its product is annotated as polygalacturonase-like. Gene Ontology annotation, molecular function: polygalacturonase activity. The transcript has a single exon. The record is from RefSeq and is a predicted model, not a curated record. Gene Ontology annotation, biological process: pectin catabolic process. NCBI's taxonomy places the organism in Eukaryota, Metazoa, Arthropoda, Insecta, Coleoptera, Buprestidae. Gene Ontology annotation, cellular component: extracellular region. The coding region runs from base 245 to 1378 and encodes 377 amino acids.